Branchiostoma floridae (Florida lancelet) is the source of this 1819-nucleotide messenger RNA. RefSeq lists its product as uncharacterized. The transcript has 2 exons. The coding region runs from base 1 to 987 and encodes 328 amino acids. NCBI's taxonomy places the organism in Eukaryota, Metazoa, Chordata, Leptocardii, Amphioxiformes, Branchiostomatidae. The record is from RefSeq and is a predicted model, not a curated record.
AUGACAAAGGUUAUUACUAUCAAGUCUUUUGAAGACUCAAGCGGUUACCAACACUGCUAUAUCUGCUAUAAGCACCAGUACCUACUCAGAAACUCUUCCCAUCCCAAACACUGCAAGCAGGGGAUUCCCUACGGUCAGUUCCUACGUCUAAGACGCAUCUGCUCAAGCACACCCAGAUUCAAGGAAAAGGCUGCAGAAUUCCGGCAACACUUCCAGCAAAGGGGCUAUGAAGAAGCCCUACUGGACGACGCCAUCACGCGUGCACAAGAACGCCCCCGCGAAGACACACUGAAGGAAAAGGGGCCGACACCACCACAAGAACGUACAGUCCUGGUCACCACAUACAGUCCACACCUUCCGCCACUACAAACCAUCAUCAGAAAAUACUGGCACCUUCUGCAACUCUCCACAAGAACCAAGGACAUAUUCAAAGAUUCACCACUGUUUGCCUAUCGCCGCAACAAAAACAUAAAGGAUCUCCUAGUAAGAGCCCAGAUCCCGAAGGAGGACAAGAACUUCCUGAAAAAAUUCACUCCUUCGGGGUCCUUCCCGUGCGGAAGAAACAAGUGCUCCACUUGUACCCACAUCAAGAAGAUCAACUACUUCACAAGCCACCGCACGGGAGAGCGUCAUCUCAUCAGGAAACACAUCAAUUGCCAAAGCAGAAACAUCGUCUAUCUCAUCCAAUGCAAGAAAUGCGGGCUACAAUAUGUGGGCGAGACCAAACAAACGUUGGCCAAUAGACUGAACGGCCAUCGAUCAUCCAUCAACACGAAGAAGGACACUCCGGUAUCAGCCCACUUCAACCUCACAGAUCACAACAUUGCAGACCUUGAAGUUCUUGGAAUCGAAAAACUACGCUACACAGGACAUGAAGACACCACAAGACAACGCCGCCUGCAACGGGAGUCCUACUGGAUUCAUCAACUCAGAACACUACAUCCAGAGGGCCUGAACCAGGAGUCCUUAGAGAUCACCAGGGUUUGAAGAGCAGCAUCUCGUCGUGACCGUCACCCAAUGAACACUCAAUCGCCACAUUAGCCGGUCACUAGCAUCCUACCAUCCACAUGGAACGGAUCCGAGACGCGACAGACUCCACCUGAGGACAACUCUACAAAGGACGGCUGGGGCCAACUCCUCUCCACACGGCAAGCUAAGACUACAGCAUAUUUACUAUUGUCUCUUUUGUAAUAGUCACAGCCAUGUAUGCAUAGACAAGUCUUGUUUUUACCUCUGUACAAGUGCUCAUAGUUAGCCGUACCGCACUCCAUGUCUGUAUCUCCCGCCUAACGGAUGAUGUCAUAGAACAAAGGGCAUAGGGCACUAAAUGUAACCUGAUUGGCCAGUAGAACAAUCGUCUAUGAGACGAACUACCUUAUUGGUCAGGAGAACAAUGGACUACGCUCAGAGCGCCCUGACCUGACUAGACAUAGGCUCUGAUUGGCCAAAUCUAGUUAGUGCAAAACGAUAUGCUGUAAGCUGAUUGGCCACUGAACCCAAUACUCUGAUUGGCCAUACAGCCAGUGCAAGAUGACAUCCCAUAAGCUGAUUGGCCGGGAGAACAAUGGACCACGCUCUGAUUGGCCAGAUCUAUCCAGUGCAUAACGAUAUCCUGUAAGCUGAUUGGCCAUUGAACCCUAUACUCUGAUUGGCCACAUAGCUAGUGCAAUAUGACAUCCUGUAAUCUGAUUGGCUAUCUCCUGCCCUAACUGCUCAGGGCACCCUGCCCUAACUAGAGUAGAGGCUAUAAAAGCCAGUGCGGUACCACUCUCUUGUCAUUCUGAUGAAGACUUUUGAAUAAAAGGUCGAAACCGGUAAA